Botrytis sinoallii is the source of this 1711-nucleotide messenger RNA. RefSeq lists its product as uncharacterized. Bases 646 to 1281 code for a protein of 211 amino acids. The record is from RefSeq and is a predicted model, not a curated record. Lineage: Eukaryota; Fungi; Ascomycota; Leotiomycetes; Helotiales; Sclerotiniaceae. The transcript is spliced from 2 exons.
AGGUGGGUUUGAUAACUAAGCUCAACAGUUUUGAUAUGAUAUGAUUAUGAUUUUGAUUGUGAUAUCCAUGAUAGGAAGUAUUCGUCUCAAGUACCGCCGUGGAAUGAAAGCUGUCGGUAUGUAGGUUAGGUAAGGUUAAAAUGUAUGGACUAUGGAAAAGUAUAAAGGACAAAGACGGUGAAGGUAUCUCAUGACUCUUUUUCUCUUUCUCUUCUUAUUCUUCCUCUUACUCUUACUCAAUAUAUCUUUCUCAAUUGGAAUCUGAUAUCUUGGCUUUAUAUUGUCUAUCCACCUACUUAUACUUAUUUCCUCUGAUAUUCACUCUCGAGUCAUUGUACUCCCUCUCUCGUAUUCCAAUCCUAUAAGCAUCUGCAUCUUCAUCUGCAUCUUUCACCAGAUUCUCUCAUUGGUUAUACCUACCUACCUACAUAUAAAUCCACGUUCCAGCGAACAAACGCUCUCAAGAUUCCUCGUGUAACCACACUCUGAUCAUCUUAUCUGCCGAUACUCCGCAUUUCUCCAUCGAUAUACAUACGACGGGACUUUCAGCUCUUUUAUAUCUUCCCUUCACACUAUCAAAAACUCAAUUCAUCAAAUUAUAAUCGUCAAUUUAUCUUAUCUCUCACCUCACCCCAUCUCAUCAAUAUGUCUCGAGUUACUCCUCCCGUUACAAAAUUCACACUUGUGUUGAAGAAAUGUAUGAGUACUACUUCGACUGUCGCAAGUCCUAGUGCACAAUUGAAAACUAAGAGUGCUAUCAAAACUGAUCUCAUCUCCAACCUCUCCCAUGAACGUACAAUCACCACCACCCAUCGCCCAUCUCCCCCCUCUAUCAAAACCAUCCGUCUCAUGCAAGGAUUCCGCACCAGCGCCGCUCGUCCCGUCGCUUCCCCUUCCACCCUCGACUAUCUCGUUCUUCCUCGUCUUCCCGUUGAAGAACCUCUCAAUGCAUUUACUGUCCGAGUCCCCAUUCUCCCAGAUAACUACUAUGCCUCUCAACCGAUUAAGGAAUCAAUCGAUACCGCGAUUCCUAAACAGGAAGUUCAUAUCGUGAGUGCACAGCCGGAAGAGGUGGUUGCAAAGGUUAAUGUGUUAACGGAGAUGGUGGGUAACGAGGCGGAGAGUGCGGUGGAUUUGGGACAGUGGGUUGAGGGAGUAAGAAAGAGAGGAGAGGAGAUGAGAGAGAGAUUUGUAGGAAGAGAUAGCGAACAGAGUGUUUUGAGGGAAUUGUGGAUGAGUCUCCGCGAGGAUGUGUGGGGUGAGAAGAAAGUCGCCGUUUAGGUUUCUGUGUAGGAGAUGCUGGGGAGUUUUGAUUUGAUGGAGCGAUGGAUUGAUUGAUUGAUAGAUGGGUAUAGAUGGAAGGGGGGGACUCGCUCGCUACGCUUAGCUAGAGCUAGAGAUCCUUGAUGACGUUAUGAUUUUUCUUUUCCUUUCUGCUCUCGAGUUACGUAGGUAGUUCGUGACUUGAUUUGGUUUUGGGGUGUCUAUCUUUUACUUUCUUGCUUGCUUGCUUGCUUUGAGUUGUCUUUGUCAUUGUCAUUGUCUUUUGCUGAAGGUGAAGGAUGGGGCAUUUGGAGGAUCUCGUGGUUGGGGAUUCCAUGUUACUUAGUUUUUUUAUUAAUUGAAUGUUAAGACACCUUUUUACCUACUUGUUUAUUGAUUUACUAUCAUUUUGUUAUCUUUUUUUAUGAUAUCUUUUUAUGGCAGUGAA